This is a messenger RNA of Tupaia belangeri chinensis (Chinese tree shrew), 1901 nucleotides long. It is a transcript of the gene GABRB3, whose product is annotated as gamma-aminobutyric acid type A receptor subunit beta3. Gene Ontology annotation, cellular component: membrane. Gene Ontology annotation, molecular function: extracellular ligand-gated monoatomic ion channel activity; GABA-A receptor activity. The transcript is spliced from 7 exons. Gene Ontology annotation, biological process: monoatomic ion transmembrane transport. The record is from RefSeq and is a predicted model, not a curated record. Bases 4 to 1248 code for a protein of 414 amino acids. Lineage: Eukaryota; Metazoa; Chordata; Mammalia; Scandentia; Tupaiidae.
UGCAUGGUGACCGAAGGCGCAUUGGAGGGCGAGGGUGAGAGAGGAAGAGGAGGUCGCCUCUGUUUAGAUUACACCUUAACCAUGUAUUUUCAACAAUACUGGAGAGACAAAAGGCUCGCCUAUUCUGGGAUCCCUCUCAACCUCACGCUUGACAAUCGAGUGGCCGACCAGCUGUGGGUGCCUGACACCUACUUCCUAAAUGACAAGAAGUCCUUUGUGCACGGAGUGACAGUGAAAAACCGCAUGAUCCGCCUUCACCCUGACGGCACGGUGCUGUACGGACUCAGAAUCACCACGACAGCCGCGUGCAUGAUGGACCUGAGGAGGUACCCGCUGGACGAGCAGAACUGCACGCUGGAGAUCGAGAGCUAUGGCUACACCACGGAUGACAUUGAGUUUUACUGGCGUGGCGGGGACAAGGCCGUUACGGGAGUGGAGAGGAUUGAGCUCCCACAGUUCUCCAUUGUGGAGCACCGCCUGGUCUCCAGGAAUGUCGUCUUUGCCACGGGCGCCUACCCUCGACUCUCACUGAGCUUCCGGCUGAAGAGAAACAUCGGCUACUUCAUCCUGCAGACGUACAUGCCCUCUAUCCUGAUCACGAUUCUGUCCUGGGUGUCCUUCUGGAUCAAUUACGAUGCCUCUGCAGCCAGAGUCGCCCUCGGGAUCACCACCGUGCUGACGAUGACAACCAUCAACACACACCUCCGGGAGACCUUGCCCAAGAUCCCCUACGUCAAAGCCAUCGACAUGUACCUGAUGGGCUGCUUCGUCUUCGUGUUCCUGGCCCUCCUGGAGUACGCCUUCGUCAACUACAUCUUCUUCGGGAGAGGCCCUCAGAGGCAGAAGAAGCUCGCAGAGAAGAGCGCCAAGGCCAAGAACGACCGGUCGAAGAGCGAGGCCAGCCGGGUAGAUGCUCAUGGAAAUAUUCUGUUAACAUCGCUGGAGGUUCACAAUGAAAUGAACGAGGUCACAGGCAGCGUCGGCGACACCAGGAAUUCAGCAAUGUCCUUUGACAACUCAGGAAUCCAGUACAGGAAACAGAGCAUGCCUAGGGAAGGGCAUGGGCGGUUCGUGGGGGACAGAAGCAUCCCGCACAAGAAGACCCAUCUGCGGAGGAGGUCUUCGCAGCUCAAAAUUAAGAUCCCCGAUCUCACCGAUGUGAAUGCCAUAGACAGAUGGUCCCGGAUCGUGUUCCCGUUCACCUUUUCUCUUUUCAACUUAGUUUACUGGCUGUACUAUGUUAACUGAGUGACUGUCCUUGGUUUUUCAAAGACUCCAUUUAACACUGAGUGAAAUAUUACUCUGCCUGUCAAGUUUUUAUACCUGUAAACACACACACACACACACGCAGACACACACAUAUAUACAUACGCAAUUGUAUAUAUAUGUGAUCUUUCUCAGCAUAUAUAUAAAAUACACGUGUAUAUGAGGAUGUAUGUGUAUAUGUUCAUACACACAGGUGUGAGCACCCAUGUAUGGAAAACAUACACAUACAUGUAUACUUUUUGCAGCUAUGGACAAUUUAAUACAGGAUGCAUAUUAAAGAAAGUCAUCGAUUUUUUUCUUUUUUAAUUGAAAGGGACAAGUAUCUAAAUAUUAUGCCUUGAGAGUGAGGGCGUGAAACACAGUGUCAUCCCAAAACGUGUCUUUAUUAUCAUAAGUUAGGUGUUUUAGUUUAAAAAUCGGAAAGGAAUUCUUAGUUAUUCUUCGAAAUUCAUGCAGCGACACUGCUAGUUUAAAAUGAGUCGCACACCUCAUAUCCUCUUUUUCGGUUUAGUAAGCGAAGGUGUUCUGGCUUUUCUGGUGACGGGGUUGGCAGCCACUGGGCAUCCUUUUUCUGCAACAGUUGAGCAGAAGGGGUGAGUCACUGGCAGUGCUCGCUCCUGGGUCUGAAACGUAGC